Messenger RNA from Trichoplusia ni (cabbage looper), 3274 nucleotides. It is a transcript of the gene Sox15, whose product is annotated as putative transcription factor SOX-15. Gene Ontology annotation, biological process: regulation of DNA-templated transcription; anatomical structure morphogenesis; cell differentiation. Bases 590 to 2308 code for a protein of 572 amino acids. Lineage: Eukaryota; Metazoa; Arthropoda; Insecta; Lepidoptera; Noctuidae. Gene Ontology annotation, molecular function: DNA-binding transcription factor activity, RNA polymerase II-specific; RNA polymerase II cis-regulatory region sequence-specific DNA binding. The record is from RefSeq and is a predicted model, not a curated record. The transcript is spliced from 4 exons.
GUAUAAUAUAACUCAGUAUUACUGACAAAUAUAUCUCCAAUCAUGAAGAGGUAAAGUUUAAUAAAUUGUCGAGUAUUCAGAACCCCUGCCUUCAGCACGGGCCGGCGUUGAGCUGCGCUUGCGACUCCAGUCGAUCGAGCACAGCCGUCAGCGCAGUGUCUCGCCGCGUCCAACUCCAACUAUUACGAACUUUUUAUAAACCGCGUACCUUGCAGACAUUUAUAAAAAAAAAACGUGAAGUGUCAAAGUGUAGUUGUCAAGUUAUUUUUUUUUGCAAAUGUGUUUUAGAUAUUUUACUAUAGUGCCAAGUUGCGGUUAAAGUUCGAAUUUGGAUGAUUUUCAAGGAAAUUGUGCUUUUUCGUUUUUGGGCCGUGAUGUAAAACAUUAACUUUAUACAUUGACGUUCUAAAGCGAUCGUUUUGCUAAACAAGUUUGUUAAUGAUAUGCCACAAACAUUAGUGAUGUAACGUACAUAAUGUACGCACGCGUCACAGAGACGCACGCGCGGACUUUGGAGAACUAGUAGUGAAGUGCGUGAACCGAUUAGAAUCGAUAAAGUAAUCGAUCGUGUUGUGGGACUCGAUUACGGAUGAACACCCUGAUGCUCACGACCGGUGGCGCGGUGGACGAACAACCCUGUGUUGACAGCAAUAUGGCAUUCUCUUCCUACAACAUGAUGGAUUCCGGGGGAGCAGGCAUAGCAGAGUCCCCUCCUACUUACCACCGAACUUACGAACAAUAUGUCCAAGGAGCAGUUGAAAACAGCACCGACUCAGUUCAGGAACAGACCAGCCCCGAGCUGGUCGUGUGGUCUACCCUGCCCUACGGCCUGGACUACAGAGCGCAGUACGACUACCGAAGCCCCUACGACACCGGCAGAGAUUACUCCACACAGCAGUACGCCAGGGCCCCGUUUACCACGAAGAUGGGACAGGCCAAGGCCUUGAAGGAGGCCAGGAUCAGGAGGCCUAUGAACGCCUUUAUGGUGUGGGCGAAGGUUGAAAGGAAGAAACUGGCUGAUGAGAAUCCCGAUCUGCAUAACGCUGAUCUGAGUAAAAUGCUAGGUAAAAAGUGGCGUUCGCUCACACCGCAAGACAGGCGGCCGUUCGUGGAGGAAGCGGAGCGGCUGCGCGUCAUCCACAUGACGGAGCACCCCAACUACAAGUACCGGCCGCGGCGGCGGAAGCAGAACAAGACGCGGCCCAACCAGCCGUCCACGCCGGCCAGCGCGCCGCCCGCCUCCUCCGCCGCGCUGGGCUCGCCCUACGCCGCCGGCACCGACUCGCCAGACCCGCGCUUCUCGCACAACCCCGGCGCUGGCUUCUCGCCCUACAGGACCUCGCCCCUCGCCUCGGACUUCCAAAACAACCAGCAAUUCAACGGCCACGUGCAGACCCCGGAGUCUUCCCCCGCGCGAUCUCCUGAACCGCAAGGCAGGAGGAGCGCUCCUGCUGAAGCUCCACUGCCUACGCCUGAUGCGUCUCCAGUAGAAAAUGAAAAGGAAAAUUUCCAAUAUGAAGAGAGGAGGCGAGCAAUUAAUGCUUCUUCAAUGUCUGACUCAUACUCGCCCUACAAAACAUAUAGAACGCCUGGCUCCUUCUCGCCAGCGCCCGUCGCUGCGAUGGGAAUGGCUAACGGCAUGUACGUCAUGUGCACUCAGAGGACCCUGACCGAGCAGCCCCCACUCGUCACCGGCACGUUCUUCCCGCCAGUCGCGACCUCACAGGACCAGCAGGCUCUCGGCACAUCCACGCCUAAAGUUUCUAACGCCCUUAGCGGCUCGAUGCCCCAAGAAUACACAAUUCAGUAUCAUCCUUACGAGCAAUACGAACAGAUGUAUAAAACUGAGGAUUCGUACGUGUCUCAUUACCCAGAUCAGCCAAAAACUGAAUACGACACGGGCGGCAGCUACUUCUCGGAGGAGCCCCCGUCCAACCAGCAGCAGGAGGGCGAGCAGGGCUUCAUGAACCCGCGGCCGGAGAUCCGGACGGGCUCGCCGGAGUCUGACGUGGACGCGCGCGAGUUCGACAAGUACCUGGACUACGGCGCGGAGGGCGGCAUGGAGCAGCAGCAUCAGCAGCAGCAGUACCGCUACGAGCAGCAGCAGCAGUACCGCGCGGCCUACUGCCCCGAGCAGGCGCCGGGCGCGGAGUACUGCGGCGAGCGCAUGUACGCGGCGCCGUACGCGGGCGUGCUGGGCGCCGCGCCGCCGCCCGCCUUCCCGCCCGCGCCCGGCGCCGACCAGCGCCCCGACGACGAGUUCAGCGUCAUCCUGGCCGGCGUGCGCCAGACCUGCUACAGCAACUGACUAGGCAGGACUCAUGUACGCUAGUUCAUGGACUCUUCCUCAAAUGUAGCCCAAAGAGUUGACUCCUUUCCAAAUGUAACAUGGAAUGUUUGACGACAAACUUUGCACUGCGGAUGUAGUGAUAUUAUAAGAAUUUGUUCUAAUUCGAAUACAAAAUGUAUCAAUUAUUACAUUUCGCAUUUACAUAAAUUGUAUACCGCGAUGAAGUGUAAUGUAACUCAGAUUUGAAUAUUUUUCUAACUUUAACGCAUUUUUAGCGACUUUUGUAAUUUGUGUAAAACUUUUCAAUUAUUUAUUACACUGUGAAUAAAUUAAAAAGGAAAGUAACGUAUUUUAAGUGAAUUUAUACGAUUUGUAGGGAAAUAAAAAUAAUUUUAAUGUAAAGACGAAACAGCUUUCUAGUACUCACGUUGUUCGUUCCAAAAUGUGCCUUGAAGGUGUCGACGGCAGCCGGUUGUAACUGCGAUGUUAUUGUUAAGAGUUUGAACAUUUAUAAAUAAUAAAUAAACGCUGUUAGUGUUAAUAAUUGGUGCUAUGUGAAGAGAUCCUAAAAUAUUUUUUGUACGUCCAAAUCCGUAUACCAUAGAGGUAGUAAUGCGAUUCCUAUAAACAUUAUUUAUUUGUAACUAUUUUUGUAUAUUUCGUAGAUAAAGACUAAAACGAGCGUCGAAUUAAAUGAAAUAUAGGUUCUUCCAUUAAGCUUGUAGAUAUAUAUGUUAAGUCGUAUUUUUAUAUUGUUUUAGUGAAUAAAAUCUAUAGAACUAUUCUGUAUAAACUGUUAGAAUAUAUUAAUAAAGAAAUAUCUCAUAGGUUAUAAUUAUUUGUACUAAAACUAUACCUAGUUAAAUUGUUUUUAGUUUACUGCAAUUUGUUUAGUUUUAGUUAUGAGACACUCGCACUGCGAAACUAAGUUCUUCCUAAUUGUAAGAAAAUUUAUAAGGAACAAUAAAAUUUUAUUCAUAUGCA